Molecule: messenger RNA, 3122 nt
Organism: Paramisgurnus dabryanus
Lineage: Eukaryota; Metazoa; Chordata; Actinopteri; Cypriniformes; Cobitidae
Source: RefSeq, a predicted model, not a curated record
CAAAAAGAAGAAGAAGAAGAACUGCACAAUGACAUGUGUUCUGUACAGCAGAUGUAUUUUUAUAUCACAAGUUUCACAUUAAAACUCGAGGGAAGAUGAGCUGCAUGCAGGGGCUGAGAGUUCUGCCACCGGAUGUCAUGGACUGGGACACGCAGCGGUGUCGCAUGGGCCCGGAUCUCAUGUCCAGGUUAGGAAUGCGGGUGGGCUCUCCUGUCCUCAUCGGGGUUCGGCAGGGGUCUUGCCUCUGCACCGCAUGGCCACGCCGAGACCUCGCCGAGGGUUACCUACAGAUCAGCAAACAGUGCGCAACUCCAGACCUUAGUACACAAACACUUAACGGACUGACGGUGGACCCGGCGCACAUCAAACCCCUCAGCUGCACCAAACUCACUUGCGUCGGCUUGAAAGUCUUUGUCAGAAGUCUGAAAUACAAGAGGAACGUUUGCGAGCUUUUACACGAACUGCUGAUCGGCCUCUACCUUCACGAGGGUCAUUUAGUAGACCUGUCUGGUGCAAAAACUGACAUCAAGUUUGUCCUGGUUGAGAAGGUUAACUCGGGCUCACACCCUGCCGGUCUUGUUACAGACAGAACUCGUCUGGACGUGAGCGCGGUACAGAGUGCCAAACACCUGCUGACUCAGAGGCAGGUCCCAGAUCAGUCUCUGGGCGGCCUCGGUGAAGUUUACGAGUCGUUGAAGGAGAUGAUCGUCUUUCCUCUGCGAUACCCGGCCACUUUGCAUCAGCUCGGGCUGUCCUGCCCGCGGGGGCUGCUACUGAUCGGACCGCCCGGCGUCGGCAAGACCUUGCUGGUCCGCAGCGUGGCGAAAGACGUCGGGGCCAGUUUAGUGACCGUCAAUGGACCCGAAGUCGUGGGUUCUCGACCUGGCGAAAGCGAAGAGAACCUGCGGCGGAUGUUCGAUCGGGCCCGUGAGGAGGCAGAGGAGGCUCCCUGCGUUCUGCUCAUAGAUGAGAUCGACUCGCUGUGUCCGAAGCGAACUGACAGCAGCGGCGCGCCGGAGAACCGGUUGGUGGCUCAGCUCCUCACGUUAAUGGACGGAAUCGGCAGCGAUGAUGGUUUUGUCAUCAUUGGAGUCACGAACCAGCCGGACGCUCUGGAUCCGGCGCUCAGGAGACCUGGACGGUUCGACAGAGAGGUGAUCAUCGGGGUGCCGCUCCUGAUGCACAGGCGCAGUAUUCUGGAGUGCACGUGUCGACAGAUGCCGCUCUCCGCUGACGUGGAUCUGAACUCCAUCGCUGAAAUGACGUGCGGAUACGUGGGAGCGGAUCUCAGUGCGCUCGGCAGAGAAGCGGCGCUGCAGGCCAUGCGACAGUCGCGGGCAGGAGUCAGUGAGCGCGUGGAGAUGCGACACUUCAUUGCAGCGUUGCGUCAGGUGCAGCCCUCGUGUCUCAGGAGCAGCAUAGGAGCGAUCGACUUUAAACCCAUCACCUGGGAGCAGAUUGGGGGACUCGAGGAGGUUAAACUCAAACUCAAACAGAGUAUCGAGUGGCCCAUGAGAUUUCCUGAAGCCUUUGUGCGGAUGGGCAUCUCUCGACCCCGGGGAGUUCUGCUGUACGGACCGCCAGGUUGUGCCAAGACCACGCUUGUGAAAGCAGCCGCCAGUUCAUCGCACUGCACUUUCCUGUCGGUCAGCGGGGCUGAGAUCUUUUCUCCUUAUGUGGGAGACUCUGAGAAAACCCUCACACAGUUGUUUGUCCAGGCACGAGCGUGCGCCCCCUCCAUUGUGUUCCUGGAUGAGAUUGACAGCAUGGUGGGUUCUCGAGCAGGCGACGGCUCCUCACACAGCGUACAGUCACAGGUUCUGUCGGUUCUUCUCAACGAGUUGGAUGGAGUUGGAUUUCGGAGCGUGGAGAGACGACGGAGCGGCAGCAGAAAAAUGCUUCAGUUAGAGGGGGGAAAUCAGGAGAUGAGCAGACGACAUCAGAUGGAGCUUCAGGAAGUUUGUAAUAAAGAUGUUUUGAUUGUGGCCGCCACUAAUAGACCUGAUGUUCUGGACAGUGCCUUGCUCAGACCCGGACGACUCGACCAGAUUAUAUACGUACCUCCUCCGGACCUCGAGGCCCGGCUGGCAGUACUGCGCGUCUGCACCGAACCUGUUCCUCUGGAUCCUGACGUGUGUUUGAAGGAUCUCGCUGAGCUAACAGAACGCUUCUCUGGAGCAGAUCUAGAAAACCUGUGUAAAGAGGCUGCUCUUACAGCCCUGCGUGAGGAUGGAUUCUCUGUUUCCUCUGUGAAACAUCAACACUUUCUGAAGACUCUUCAGAGUUUCACUCCAUCAUUAAGCCCUAAACAACUUCAGCAGAACAUCCAGUUGUCUCUGUGGUCCAAGCUCAGAUGUAGUGCAGUAGCUAUUGCAUCCUCAGUCGACCGGUUUGAGCGGUAUGCAAACUGAAUUGGAUCAAAAGAGGUGGGCAGUAUGGAAAUAAUGUAUUCCUUCACCAGCCUUUCGAAACACUUCAUUAUUACAGAGGUCAAAGCUACUGGGCGGUAGUCAUUUAAACAGAAAAAUGGGAGAUGUUUUUGACACAGGAAUGAUGGCUGAGGUUUUAUAACAAGAUGGCACAACAGCUUGAGACAAUGAGGUGUUCAAAAUAUCUGUGAAGACCUGUGUAAGUUGUCUUGACCAGGUAUACUGUCUGGACCUGCAGCUUUUCUAGGAUUAAUUUUCCUCAGGGUUUUAAAGACAUCCUCCGGGUCAAGGCUCAACACCCUUUCAUUGAGGUGAGAGACGGCCUUCACUGCUGGAAUAUUGUUCAGAGCAUCGAACCUGCCAAAGUAUUUAUUCAGGUCAUUCAAAAACUCAAUAUUGUCAUUACAGGACAGGGAAGUAGAUUUACAAUCUGCAGCAGACUGAAUUCCCUGCCAGAGUCGCCUGGUGUCUCUGUAGUCUGUAAAAUGAUCUUGGAUUUUUUGACCAUGGCCUUUUUUCGCCAGUCUGAUGGCCUUGUUCAAUUUUGCACGGGCAGACCUGAGGGCAUCCUCAUCGCCAGCUUUAAAAGCAGAGUUUCUUUCCUGGAUCGCACCUCAGCUGUCAUCCACGUUUUCUCAUUUGCUCUGACAGUAAUAUUCUUGGUGACACUAACAUCUUCCAUACAUUUAUAGC